This is a messenger RNA of Monascus purpureus, 2953 nucleotides long. Lineage: Eukaryota; Fungi; Ascomycota; Eurotiomycetes; Eurotiales; Aspergillaceae. The record is from the annotation of a GenBank genome assembly.
AGAGAAGCCAUAAAUAGAGAUCCUACUACGGAGGAGCAGAGCUACAUAUAUGUCCUAAAUCAUACCAUACACCCACGGAGUACCUCACCAGUUCCCAACAGUGGCGCCGAAACCCCCCUAUCGAUCACAGUGGCCGAGUUGGUUCCGGCGUCAGCCUCGCAUUCCCCGAUCAUUUCCAUUCUUCCUUCGUUCCUUCGACCGAGAACGCGAGUCCGGAAACAAGAACAGAUUCUUGCCCUAUAUACGUGCGCUUUUCUCCCGGCCGCUUGCGAGAAGGCUCUCUCUCCGACGAUCCGGCACCGUUCUAACCGCCCUCCGCCGACGGUUACUGCUACGUGCGUCCAGAGCGUCAAUUAAGAACAGAAGCGGAAUUGGACGGAAACGGCGGCUGAUACGGGUCCCAGAAAAUGCUGCGAUGAGUUCUAUUUCUCAGUCUUGGUCUGCGUCCGGUGGUAGACGCAAGAAGGUGUACGAGUACUUGAAGGCUGCGAACGAACUACGGCAGACCUACACGGCUCAAAUUGGGAAUAGCCUGCGGGAAUUAAGCGGUGACGACUAUUAUGAUGUUCCCGGCGCCUAUCCGGAUGCCGACACCGCGAGGUCAGGCGAGAGGGAGUUGGUGCUGUUCCCGAGUUACGCGAGGAGGAUCAUCAGACGGCAGAAAAACCAGUGUGACGCGGACUGGGAGGCUUAUCGGUAUCAGGAUGGCUGGUCUCAAGGAUUGGACGAGGAUGAGACGUCUUACGUUCGUCAAGGGGAAUUGGGUGACACGGAGUACGGAUCUGGGGAUGGGCGAGCAGAUGGGCCGGAAGACGUGGAUGAGAAUGCGAUUGUUGACGUCGAUGUUCAUGGAUGGAUCUAUAUGCCACACCGGGGUCCUAUGGGAAGGAAAAAUCGGUUGAUGGUUGCCCUUGCGAGGAAGUUAACCGGCAUCCCUGCUCCUAAUGGCAAUAAUGCGGCCGAGUCUACGGACAAGGUGUCUGGUGCAAGGGAAGAAGAAGAUGUCAAUAAAGAAGCCCAGUUGAUCCUCAACGAGGCAAACAAGGAGACAGAGUCUACUUGGAAAGGAGGCUCAUCAGAAGAUCGUGACGACAAGAUACCGGGCCCAUUUUUGCGACGGUCGACGACAUCCUCACAGUCCUUGCAGAUGAGUAAUGACGAACUUGUCACUGCCAAUGCGAAUCUAAUGUCGAGACUCCGUCCCUUUCUGGCGCAGCCCAUGCCUUACACCCCCGUUAGCGUGUUUUUCUAUAAUGACGAGCAAAGCCAGUCAAGGAACGUUUUGACUGACGAGUCUGGGCACUUUACUGUCCGCGCGGGUCUCCACUUUGUCCCCACGCAUAUGCGUGUCCUUGCGUCAGAGAACCUGUCCACAUCAAGGGAAAUCAAGGUCAUCGAGCCUGCUGGUGUCAGUUUGAUCAGUGAUAUUGACGAUACCGUGAAGCACUCUGGGAUAAUCAGUGGCGCGAAGGAAGUCUGCAGGAAUACAUUCGUGCGCGAUUUCGCCGACCUCACCGUUUCUGGGGUGGGACAAUGGUAUAAAAGACUAUUCAGCAUGGGUGUACAAAUCCACUACGUAUCCAACUCGCCAUGGCAGCUGUAUUCUGUACUGGAACAGUUCUUCAAGGUGGCUGGACUUCCACCGGGCUCCUUCCAAUUAAAACACUACAGUGGGAUGCUGCAGGGGAUCUUCGAGUCUGCGGCAGAAAAGAAGAGAGCAUCGCUGGAGAAGAUCUUGCGAGACUUCCCCAGUCGAAAAUUCAUCCUUGUCGGAGACAGCGGCGAAGCUGACCUGGAGGUAUACACGGAUCUUGCCAUGAUGCAUCCUGGUAGGGUUCUGGGGAUAUUCAUCCGAGAUGUUACAACACUGGAGCAGAAGAGGUUUUUCGAGAAAUCUGUGGACCAUCCUCAGACAGCCCCGUUCCGGAGCGAAAGCACCGGCCAUCUUGUCAACGACCCGUCAUUGUCAACGGAGAAGGAGAAGGAGAAGGAGAAGCGGCCUGCUUUGCCACCGCGGAGGCCUCGUGAACCACCCAGCUCUGCGCAGAGUCUGGACAAUGGGGAUCUGAUUGAUCUGUGGGACGAAGGGGACCAGCAGAGCAGGCGAAACAAGCCGGGCGAACCGGCCAAACGAGACAAUAACCGGCCGCCACCGCCGACGAAGCCAUUCAAGCCGUCGUCUCUGCGCACCGUAACAGCGGUUUCGGAUACUGAAAAGAACGUCUCGACCCAAUCAGCCCAAAACCAGAACGCUAUCCGUCGUAAACCUGCGCCUCCUGUGCCUCCACGUCGUAUUAGUUCGGCGGUUUCGGACCGUGACAGCCGAUUAUCAGAUGCAACUCUAUCUGGGAGCUCAACCGCUAGCGGGAAAAGCUCUGUCGCCAGUGGCCCCAGCUCAUCCGCGGACACUUUUCCAAUUCGUAUUAGACAACAGUCUAGCGAACCUUGGCGAAAUGGGGCGCCUCCGCCGGUUCCGCCACCUCGUCGCACCACUAUGGCUGCAGCUUCAAUGUCGGACUCGGGUGUGAAUCCAACCAGGCCAUCACCGCAAGUGUCCCAGAAACAAGCCUACCCACUUCAAUGCGGGUCUGAGCGUCCAUCAUCGUCGCCGUCGCCGUCACCGUCACCGUCACCACGGCCAUCCGUGUCGAAUCCAUCCCUAUACCGGACGAAUACGUCCGGCAGCAGCUUCAGCAGCGAUGACCCAUUUUCGACCCCCACGCCAACGCCCAACAAACGGGAAGAGGUCUGGCGACGUCGGUGGGAGCGGGCGAAGGAGCUCCUUGACGAGCAAGGCGUCGUCCUGGGAAGUUGGCGGGUGGGGAGCGAUGUGCAGGAUGUCUGUGUCUGGCUGGCACAGGAGGCGUUGGCGGAUGUGAAUAACAGUCCGCCUGGGCUGCCAAAGAGACCGGUGCCGAGUAGGACAUCUACGUCUUCCGGGCAGCGUGAGUAG